Molecule: messenger RNA, 2268 nt
Organism: Brassicogethes aeneus
Lineage: Eukaryota; Metazoa; Arthropoda; Insecta; Coleoptera; Nitidulidae
Source: the annotation of a GenBank genome assembly
AUGGACCUUAGAAAAUUCUUUAAAAGGAAAACAACCAACGAAGAUUGCAACAAUUCUUCUAAAAAAAUAGGGCUUCAAACACAUAGUUCCAGCCCCAGCCCUAUCCCAAGCACUAGUAGUGACUUAGCACAUGAAGAUAAGUCUAGACAGGGAACCAUAGCUGAAAUGUUGCCAUCGGUCGGUCAAUCAGAAGAUAUUGGAAAUUUUGUAAAUGCUUCGUCAAUACAGGAUAAACAAAAAUAUGAUUUAUUAAAAAGGCCAUAUAAACCGUCCCCUGACUAUGAUUUUAAGCAAGAUGUUGAACUAAAUAAACGACCAUUUAUAUACAAAUGGUUUGAUCAAUAUGAUUGGUUGGUUUAUUCCAAAGUCCUUAAGGGUGCUCUUUGUAAAUACUGUGUGCUCUUCCCGCCCACUUUGACUCACGGUAGUACUUUAGGGGCGUUUGUAAUAAGACCGUUUAUAAAAUAUAAAGACUUUCACAUGCAUUCCAAGAACCAUUCUAGUUCAGCAUGGCAUAAAGAUUCAGCUAUCCGUGCCAAAAAUUUUAUUGAUGUGUUAUCAAAUAAAAAACCUGACAUAUUGUCUCUAAUUGAUGAAGGAAGAAAAAUAUUUUGGAAAAUAGGAAAAAAAAUUCUUCCAAUUAUAAAAACUAUUGUUUUUUGUGGGACUCAUGAUAUGCCGCUAAGAGAAAGCAACAAAAACUCUGGCAACUUUACAGAUCUUUUAAAAUUCAGAAUUGAUGCUGGUGAUAAUACUUUAGAAAGCCACUUAUGUAACGCAGCUGGCAACUCUAAAUACACUUCUCAUAGGAUCCAAAAUGAAAUAAUUUCAUUGUCAGGACAAAAAAUAUUAACAAAUAUAGUAGAAGAGGCAAAUUCUUAUAAAUAUUUUAGUGUUAUGGCUGAUGAGACUGCCGAUAUUUCCGGACAUGAGCAGUUGUCCAUUGGCAUACGAUAUGUAUACGAAAAAAAUAAUAAGUUUACCGUGAAAGAAGAGUUUUUAGGAUUCAUAAAAUUAGAAAAACUAAACGCCGACAGCAUAGCUUGUUCUAUUUUGGAAUUUUUAGAAAAAUCAGGUUUAAAUAUGGACAAACUUGUAGGACAAGGUUAUGAUGGAUGCUCAACAAUGGCUGGUCAAAUUCACGGGGUUCAGAAGAUCAUACAAGAUAAAUAUAAAAAAGCAUUUUAUUUUCAUUGCGCCUCCCACAGGUUGAAUUUAAUAAUUAAUGACAUAAUAGUUUUUUUUAGAGAGAGUACUUUAAGAAGGAAUCUAAUUCCCAAUAUACCCCUGUUUUGUGAGACUCGUUGGACCGCCAAAUAUAAAUCUUUGCGCGUUUUUGCUGAACAUUUUAAUACCAUAUUUAAAACUCUUUUUGAUAUCAAAACUGGGGAAAUUGUAAUGAACUCUAGUACUACAAAAAGAGCAGCUCAAUUAUGGGCUGCUAUAAAUUCGUUUACAUUUGUUAUUUGUCUAAUGGUGGCAAGUAAAUAUUCAAAUAUCUUAGAACCCGUGGCAAAUACGCUUCAAGGUAUUUCAAUUAAUUUUGUAGAUGUUUACUACCACAUAAAUUUAAUUACGAACACUUGCGAAAAACAUCGCUUAGAAGUUGAUAUGGCUUUUACAGAAACUUUUGCUAAUGCGUUUUCUACUUGUGAGACCCAUAAUAUAGAGUUGAGUAAACCACGGAUAUGCGAGCGACAAACUCACAGAUCUAAUUAUGAAUCCGAUUCAGCCAAAGAUUAUUUCAAAAAAUCUUUAUUUAUUCCAUAUUUAGACCAUUUGAUUAUUUCCUUAAAAACAAGGUUUUCACAAGAGCAUAAAAUCGCAUUCUCGUUGUUUAAUAUAUUGCCAAAAAAUAUAAAAUCCUUGGAUAUAAAAUCUUUUGCACCUAAGGUCGGAAAUCUGUACAAUAUUGAAAACUUGGAAAGCGAGUUAAAUAUUUGGAAAGAAUAUGUAUCUCAAUCUCAAAUAGAUAAAAGCAUAACCAUUGAAGAUCUUAUUGGGCAUUGUACAUUUUUUCCUGCUAUUAAAGAUAGCUGCAUGCUUCUACUUACUUUGCCGUGUACUACUUGCACUAUAGAGCGCAGUUUUAGCACCUUACGCAGGAUUAAAACGUGGAUAAGAUCUACAAUGGGACAAGACAGACUUGUUGGGCUAGCAUUGUUAAGUAUCCAUCGUAAAAGAGUAGAAAAUAUUUCAAAUUUUAAUAAUGAAAUACUUGACCAAUUUUGCCAAAGUAACAGAAGGCUGAUUUUUAGUUUAGAGUAA